Messenger RNA from Myxocyprinus asiaticus (Chinese sucker), 1419 nucleotides. RefSeq names its product zona pellucida sperm-binding protein 3-like. Lineage: Eukaryota; Metazoa; Chordata; Actinopteri; Cypriniformes; Catostomidae. The transcript has 10 exons. Gene Ontology annotation, biological process: binding of sperm to zona pellucida; egg coat formation; positive regulation of acrosome reaction. The record is from RefSeq and is a predicted model, not a curated record. Bases 1 to 1419 code for a protein of 472 amino acids. Gene Ontology annotation, molecular function: acrosin binding. Gene Ontology annotation, cellular component: extracellular matrix.
AUGAAAACUAAAAUGUAUUCUGCAUACAAUCUGAAAAGCUUUCUUGUUGCGUUAGGGAUAUUUGUGUAUGUUUCUCAGCUCUCACUACGAUUCCACCAGCAUUCUAGAACCCAAGACACCAAAGAGCAUCACAGACUCUUAAAAUUGACUCGAACUAUAGUGGCAUGGGAGAAUUUGGGACGAUUUAAAGCUCCCAAAUCAGAUUUGGCUUCUGCAGUUUCUUCAUCCAGAGGUCCUGUCUUUUCACCUGCUGGUCUUUGGAAUCAUCAACAGAUGGCUGCUCCAUAUCAGAGUGCUUUGGGUGGUGAUUCCAGAGGGCUUGUGCAAGAGCCCCUUGGUGUUCAGACCAAGCAGCUACUGCAAGGUCCAGUGAAGCCAUUGGACUGGAGAUACCCCAUUGUUCCUGAAGUACUGAGCAAGUUGGCAGUGGAUUUUCAGUUGAGGCAGCCUGUUACUCCUAGCAGUGUAGCUGUUCAAUGUGGAGAGAAAGCAGUACUUGUAGAAGCAAAGCAAGACUUGUUUGGUAAUGGUCUCUUGGUCCAGCCAUCUGGCCUUACUUUGGGAGGCUGUUCUGCAGUUGGUGAGGACUCUGAUUCGAAGGUUCUCAUCUUUGAAUAUGAGCUACAGGACUGCAACAGUGUGCUGAUGCUGACUGAAGAUGAGCUCGUCUACAUCUUUGCCCUUACAUACACCCCUGAGCCAUUUGCUGGAACUCCGAUUCACAGGGCUAAUAGUGCCAACAUUGGCAUUCAGUGCCAUUAUUCAAGGUUUCAGAAUGUGAGCAGUAAUGUCUUGAUGCCUGCGUGGGUCCCUUUUGCUUCAGUGGCGGCUGGGGAAGAAGUCUUGGUUUUCUCCUUGAAGCUCAUGACUGAUGACUGGUCCUUCCAGAGGCCUUCCAACUUGUAUUUCCUGGGUGACAUUAUUAAAUUUGAAGCCUCCGUGAAUCUGUUCAAUCAUGGUCCUCUAUGUGUUGUUGUGGACAGUUGUGUGGCCACUCCAUUGCCUGAUGUGCAAGCUCAGCCCAGAUAUUCCUUUAUUGAGAAUCAUGGGUGCUUUGUGGAUGGCAAGUCUACAGGUUCCAGCUCCUACUUCCUGCCUCAAACUCAGACUGACCAACUGCAGUUCCAGCUUGAAGCCUUCCUGUUCCAGCAAGGAGACCAUCCCUCUAUCUACAUCACAUGCAUUCUGAAGGCCACUCUUGCCUCCACACCCACUGAUGCCCAGCACAAGUCUUGUUCCUUCUAUUCCAAUGGGUGGUUUGCUGCUGAUGGCAAUGACCAAGUCUGUGGCUGUUGUGACUUGACGUGUGGAGCAGACAGUUUGAGUGCCCCUGCUGGCUAUGGAGGUCCUCAGUGGGAAGGGAAGACCACCUUUGGUCCCAUCAUGGUUCAAGGGCAGAAAAAGACUGGAUUUCAAUAA